Messenger RNA from Gavialis gangeticus (Gharial), 4554 nucleotides. RefSeq names its product C-X-C motif chemokine receptor 5 (gene CXCR5). NCBI's taxonomy places the organism in Eukaryota, Metazoa, Chordata, Crocodylia, Gavialidae. Gene Ontology annotation, molecular function: C-X-C chemokine receptor activity. Gene Ontology annotation, biological process: B cell activation; lymph node development; chemotaxis. Bases 1931 to 3049 code for a protein of 372 amino acids. The transcript has 2 exons. The record is from RefSeq and is a predicted model, not a curated record. Gene Ontology annotation, cellular component: membrane.
CUGCAGAAGACUGGCUGCAGCAAGGGGUGCGGGCCUGUCCGGGUCUGAACAAUUCGUAGCCGAGCAGCCCGCCACCUAAGCGUGACAAGUGUAGAGAGGGUGGCGUGGCAGGCCCCAUCUCAUCCUGUCCUCAGGGCCCACAGGGCAGCCACAGGCGCUUACUUGGUGUCUCUGGGAUGGAGGCCUCUGGUCUGCCUCUGGGGAGGCUGCCCCGCAGCUCUCAUUUCUGGGAGAUUUCUAGCCCCAGGUUCCCAGUGCUCGGAGGCACGGCCCUCCAUUUCCAAUUCAUGCCACAGGCUUUGAUAUGGCUGUUUGACUGCAGACUUCCAAGUGCUUUAUCAAGUUUAUCAAAACCUUGAUGGCUGGUGUGCUCAGGGGGAAACAGAGGCACAGGGAGGACAGAGGAACCUGCACAAGGCCAUGCGCAGAGCUGAGAAUAAAGCCUCAAUCACUGGAACUGCAAUGCACGGCGUACCUGGCUUCUCUAACCGGGGCUCUUCUUCCUCCGCGCUUGCAUCCUCACAGAGCCUCUACAGCCCAGCCUCCAGCGCAUGGUUAGCUAAGACGUGUCCCUUUAGCCCCCAGCUCUUCCAGCACCUAGGGACACUCUUCCGCACCCCAUGCCGGCGGACCGCCCACGGGCUGCCCUCCCCAUCUCCCCUGCGUGCUCAGCCUUAUUUCCUGAUUCCUGCAGGCCAGAGUCUUGGGUGAAGGCUUUUGUUGCAGGCAGGAAGAGGCAGAGGAGGCUUUGCAGAGCUGUGUGGCACUUGUGUACUACUGGCCACAAGCCUGGAGCUGGAGGCACCACCCUGGGGUGGGGGAAUGGGUGCAUCUGAGCACCACUUCCUGCUUCCCAUCAACAGGUCCCCUCAUAGGCAAGGGUCACAGGACACCUGGCUUGAACGGGGGCUCCCAGCGUCUUGCUAUGACUUCCCCGCAAGCAUCCUCUGCAGCACAACAGUCCGGUGCAGCUGCACUGCUGUGACUUGUGGGGCAGAGGGGGACUAUGCUUGACCAAACUUUUUCUCUGCACUUACUGGAUUUCUUUCUUUCUGUUGGAAGGAAGAGGGAGGCAGCAGGCCAGGGCACUGCCCUGCUCGGUCGUAGCACUCAGGCUCUAACGCAGAGCUGCCCACCCUCUCCCACUGCAGCUAUUGCAAAUUGCAAAGACGCUGCCCUUCCACCGAAGGACUGCACACUAUUGGACUAUCAUCCUCAGGCCUCCUAAUAACACAGCACCUGGCUCUCUUUUGCUGGUGUUGUAGAUGCAUCCACAAUAUAUUUCAUUACCUAUGCCCUUUGUGACACCAGUCACUUGGUCAAUAGUCCUCCAGUGAAAACCCUUCCAUGCCACCUUUCAGGACAGUGAGUAGAAAUAGAGGGAGAAAGAGUAGGCAGCUGAGGAGUUUGCUAAUGGCCAGUCAAAGCUAAAGUAGCCAAAAUGAUGUCGAGUCAGAGGGCAAUGACUCAACCCUACCUCUGGGACCAAGGCACACUCAUUCCCCUCGAGUGCACAUCUUAACGCCUUGCACAUCACCGAUGCCGCUGAAGUCUCUGGCUGGACUCUUCCUUGGCAUCAGGCAUUCCUGAGCUCUCUGGGCUCCAUGUUGACUUGCUAAAAACCUUUCUGAUAUUUGCAUUGUGCAGGGAAAUAUUUUGUAGCAAAGCAAAGCUACCAGAUUACAGAAACCUUUGAUUAUUCAAAACUGUACUUUAAAGAUUAUGUAAAGAAAAGACAAGAUACUAAUCUGUAGCUCAAAUAGGUCAUUGUGAGCUUUGUACUAAUUUGCAUUGCAAAACUGCAAGGCGAGGCUCUUUGUUGGUAAGGACUGGGUCCUCCUCCUUCCUUAAAUUAUUAACCCCACCGCAAAAAGGUUCUUUCAGAGCGGCUGUCAACCUGCUAGAGAGGAGACGCACUGCCUCCGAGACCAUGGGGUCCUCUGUCUUCUCUCUGGACAACACGGACGUGCAGAUCCUGAUGGAGAUGAGUGGCUACGGCGACGCUGAAAACACCACCAAUGACUUAGACAACUAUUUGUGCCCCGAGUCAACCUCGUCACUGACUAACGAAGCUGCAAACAUGUUCAGAAAGAUCUUCAUGCCCCUCAUUUACCUGCUGAUGUUCCUCCUGGGGACCAUGGGCAAUGCCCUGGUCCUGGCCAUCCUGGAGCGCUGCAAGCGUUCCCGCACCACCACGGAGAGCUUCCUCUUCCACCUGGCCCUGGCCAACAUGGUGCUGGUGCUCACCUUCCCCUUCAGCGUGAUUGAGAACCUGGCUGGCUGGAUCUUCGGGACAUUCCUCUGCAAGGUUCUCAGCGCUGUGCACAAGAUCAACUUCUACUGCAGCAGCAUCCUGCUGGGCUGCAUUGGCGUGGACCGCUACCUAGCCAUCGUGUACGCCAUCCACACCUACCGGAGGCGCAGGGCCAGGGCCAUCCACAUCACCUGCGCAGCCAUCUGGGUCUUCUCACUGGUGCUGACUUUGCCCGACCUCAUUUUCAUGGAGGUCUGGAAAGACACCAACAACCGCAGCAUCUGCUACUUCCCACAGAUGGGGAUUCAUGGCAACGACAUGUGGCUGGCCACCCGCUUUCUGUACCACAUUGUGGGUUUCUUCAUGCCCUUGCUAGUCAUGUGUUACUGCUACGCAGCCAUCGUCAGGACCCUGUGCCAGUCGCAGCGGCUGCAGAGGCAGAAGGCCGUGCGAAUUGCCAUCGUGGUCACAGCCGUGUUCCUGCUCUGCUGGAGCCCGUACCACAUCGUCAUCUUCCUGGACACGCUGACCAAGCUGGGCGUGCUCUCAAAGGACUGCCUGGUGGAGGAGCAGCUGGGCACCAGCAUCCUGGUGACAGAGGCCAUCGGCUUCACACAGUGCUGCCUCAACCCCAUCCUGUACGCCUUUGUGGGAGUCAAGUUCCGCAACGACUUCUUCCGCAUCCUGCAGGAGCUGGGCUGCAUCAGCCACGAGACCCUGCAGGAGAUCCUGGACGUGACAAGGAGGGGCAGCGGGGUUGAGUCCGACAACACCACGUCCAUCUCCACCUUCUGAUGAGGACACGGGCACGGGCUGGAGCCAGCCUUGCAGCCCUGGCCUGCGGCGCACAGACUCCACAUGAUGCAGGCCCCCGGCCCCCAGCCCCAGGCCCGUGCGGCAGGAGCAGCCGUAGCGCCUUCUUCGCUCCGCGUGAGGCCGAGGUCCAACAGCCAUUCACAUGUCCGAGACUUGCCAGCUGCUUCCCCUGGCUACCGUGUGCAUUGAACACGUGGCCAAAGCCCAGACCCAAGCAAAGCAGGCUGAGCACAUCUGGCCUGUCUGGCCAGGCAGCAAUGCAAGCCCAGCCACUGCUUACUGAGCCAGUUGCCUCCAGCCCAGGCACUGAGCCCCAUGCAAUCAAGGCCCAUUUCUCAGGAGGUCUGCCAUUGCACCAGGCUGCUUGUUUCUACUUUACGGGGACGACAUUCAAGACUCCCACUGCACCCAUCUCCAAGGGCUUGAUGGUUAGGAGUGCCUUUCCUGUGGCAGCUGCAAACUCCCCUGCUCACUGUCUCCCCGUGUAACCGUUGCUGAUCACACCAGGUCCUGACAUCUGAGAGCAGGCAACUCUGGGUGCGCAGGCAACCGUCUUUAAGGAAGACCCUUCCCUGGCUCAGCACAGCUCCAGCCCUAACCACACUGUCACAGGUGCUGCCCGAGUCUGAAGACCAAGGAGAACUGCUCCUUUCUCUGGGGCUGAAGGGUCACGGGCUCCUCUGGGGCUUGGUGGCUGCAUGUUUCUGGGGGGCCGAGUACAAGAAUUUCCAUCAGUCCAGAGCAAACCAGCACAGGGAAGGGAACAAACUCCCUGGGGUCUUGGCUCCUGUCUCUGGGGUGGGGUAGGUGUGCAAACGAGAUCCCAGGUUGGCUUUGCUCUGCGCUGUGCUGUGCCUGCAGAUGCCUCCGCUCUGCCUGCCACGAGGGGCUGGUGGAAAUCCCACGCGUUAGGCUGAGGCAGCAAAAACUUGAGCUCCAACGACUGAGCUGAACCGCAGGUGCCCAGUGGCUGCUGGGGCCAGAGCUGCUCUGCACAGACACGUGCCAGUCACCCACCUCCUCCGCUGUCACCCACCCCUCAGCGUGUGCAGCCCUUCGCCAGCCCCGGGUGAUUCAGCCGCGUUGCAGCAGAGCUGCUGCAGCGCAGGCCGAGGGAAGCAGCUCCUGGGCCGUCCGUCUGCAGCCGCGCUGCACGGCGGACUUGUGGUGCUGGCCCAUUUUGGCCUCUGCCACCAGCUGAGCUGGGGCCACUUUGUGAACUCAGGGUGCUCGUCUCAGGCCCCCUGCCCACUGGCGGCUCCCGCUGCCACGCCGGCCCAGGGGCAGCAGCCCCAGCGCUCGGGCAUGGCCGAGGCACAGGGGAGUGGCUGCCCCGCCCACCCUCCACCCCGGCCUGAGGGGAGGCCCGGGGCCUGCGGAGCUGGGGCACGGUGCAGUGGGAGACCCCAGCCCUUAAGCAGCAGGGGUGGGGAAGGGGUGUGCGAGGCAGCGGCUCCCAGCCCCACACGGGCAAGUCUGACCUG